AUGCUCCUGGAGGAAGUUCGACACUACCGUGAAAGUGGCCUUCCAUCCCGUGCACCGAACAGCAUGAACAACUAUGGCUUGGUGCUGAAUGAGAUCGGCCUACGUGCCUCGUUCACUUCUGUGUUGAAGGAGGUCCUCCUUCCCAUCGGGGCAAGGCUUUUCGGCAGUGAUGAAGAUCGCGUGCAAUGUGUGGGUGGUGUCGACGUGGAAACUGAAGAUUGGGGUGGCUCCACCCUCGACGACCAUCACAGUUUCAUCGUCCAGUACCGUCCAACUGACGACAAGCACUUGGACAUGCACAUCGAUGAGUGCGAUGUAACGUUCAACUUUGGUGUCACAUCACAUGAAAACUUCGAGGGUAAUGAUCUGACUUUUUGCGGAAUGUUUGACUCAGCGAGCCAUCGCAAGCUGCAUCACAGGUACAAGCACGUUCGCGGACGUUGCGUUGUGCACUCUGGGAAGCGACGUCAUGGUGCCAUGGACAUCGAGAAGGGCGAGAGAGCCUCUCUGAUCAUGUGGACGAAGAGUCGGAGCUUUCGGCGAACAGAGGCGUACCGGGAAAGGAAUCGCAAAGGGCUCACAUAUGGUGAGGCAGACAAUGUUUGCCUCAGCUACACGCAUGAUCCUGACUACAAGAAGCUCAUGCCAAAAAAGUUCCAGUACCACAUGAAGCAGGAAGCACAAGAUGCAGCUGAAAGGAGUGUGAAGACAGAGAAGAGAUGGAUCCGUGUAUGUACAUCAGAAGACUUGGUGGAAGGUACAUCGAAGAUGAUCGAGCUGGAGCAAGAGAAUGAGCAGGUGGCCGUCUUCCGACACAGAGGUGAGCUCUUUGCUUUGGACAACCGCUGUGCCCACAUGGGUGGUUCGUUAUGCGAAGGUGAGAUUGAAGACAUCGGCACCACUGGCCUAGGUGCCAGCGACUCCAAAGCCACAGAUGGCAUGGUCAUUUGUCCUAGACACUAUAUGUGCUUCAACCUCCGCACCGGGGCAAAUGUUGAGGGUGAUCCCAUGAGCCAGAAGGUUUAUCCUGUUCGUCUGUCGGCAGAUGGAAAGGAUGUGGAGGUGGAGGUGGAGAUGGAAGUUGUUGUCCCACCUCUUUCUGUCCCAUCACGCCUCCCUGCACUUCUUCAGAUGCUGGGCAGCUGGAUUUUCAAGUUUCAGCAGGAACCAAAGUUUGCAGUUGCUGGGUUGGGUUGCUUAACCUUCUUCAUCGUCGCAGGCCUGCACUUACGCAGCACGUUCCGAGACGCGAAGACCAACCUGAGAUAA
Messenger RNA from Symbiodinium necroappetens, 1269 nucleotides. Lineage: Eukaryota; Dinophyceae; Suessiales; Symbiodiniaceae. The record is from the annotation of a GenBank genome assembly.